AUGCCCAUUGACCUAAAUCUCUGGAAGUGGCUGAUUGAUCCUUUGUCAAUACAUUCCAACUCUGUGACAGAAAUGCUGACUAAAUUUGGCUCAGACGAGCACACCUACGACUAUAUCGAUUCCAGUGCCUUCAGUAAUUAUGCAUACGAGGGUCAUUCUAGUAUCCAGAAGAACAGAGAGGUAUUCGAACCCACCCCUCCAAAAAGAUCAUCUGUUUCUAUCAGUCGUCAGAAUCGAUGUUUGUUUGUGUCUGUCAUCGUUGGUGUCAUUAUAGUUAUCAUCACUGUUGUCGUCGUUAUUGUCGUCAAAAAAAAAAAUGAAAGUAAACCCCAGGCACCAAUGGAAUUUGAGGCCACCAUGACCCUAGUAACUCCAUGGCAACCAGAGUACGAUGACCCCGACAGUGAGAUUUAUCAGAGAUUUACAUCUGCCCUCCUGGCCCAAAAAGAGUCUUUUACAUUAAUUGAGCAUAAAGAAGGAAACUACUAUCAUACUUUUAAUACUACCAUAUACUUUGUGUGA
Messenger RNA from Saccostrea cuccullata (small rock oyster), 522 nucleotides. RefSeq lists its product as uncharacterized. Lineage: Eukaryota; Metazoa; Mollusca; Bivalvia; Ostreida; Ostreidae. The transcript is spliced from 5 exons. The record is from RefSeq and is a predicted model, not a curated record. The coding region runs from base 1 to 522 and encodes 173 amino acids.